Messenger RNA from Gekko japonicus, 1329 nucleotides. RefSeq names its product hydroxyprostaglandin dehydrogenase 15-(NAD) (gene HPGD). Gene Ontology annotation, cellular component: cytoplasm. The coding region runs from base 374 to 1174 and encodes 266 amino acids. The record is from RefSeq and is a predicted model, not a curated record. The transcript is spliced from 7 exons. Gene Ontology annotation, molecular function: oxidoreductase activity, acting on the CH-OH group of donors, NAD or NADP as acceptor. Lineage: Eukaryota; Metazoa; Chordata; Lepidosauria; Squamata; Gekkonidae.
CCGGCAGAGGCACGCCGUUGGCCCUCGAGCUCCUUCGGGCCGAUGCGCCUGCCAGCCUCUCAUCUCUCCCCCAGGCUCUGGACGGUGGCUCGGCGAACGGCAGAGGAACGCUUGGCAGAAACCGGCGCGGGGCUCCAACCGGGCAGCGCCAGAAGGGGAAGCGGGAGCGGGGAGGGCCGAAGGGCGGGAGGCAACUUUCCGCGCAGGUGACACAGAGUUCGCCUCUGGCAAGCCGCGGCGCUGGUUGCGUUUGGGCUCCGGCGCUUCCUGCCUCCCCGCCUCCUGCCCCGGCCAGCCAGCCAGCUGGGCUGCAGGGGAGACCCAGCGCGUCAGAGGAGCCCCUGUUGCCCCGAGGGCCAGAGCGACGUGGACCAUGCACCUGGAGGACAAAGUGGCGCUGGUGACUGGGGCAGCCCAGGGCAUCGGCAACGCUUGUGCCCAGGCGCUACUGGAGAAGGGCUGCAAGGUAGGCCUCGUGGAUCAGAAUACAGUAGUAGGUAACGAAAGCAAAAAUAACUUGGACAAGCAGUUCGGUACACAGAGAACCAUCUUCAUUCCUUGUGAUGUUUCAAAUGAAGAACAGCUAAAAGAUGCAUUUAAGAAGAUAUUUGAGCAUUUUGGCAGGUUGGAUAUUGUGGUUAACAAUGCUGGAGUAAAUAAUGAAAAAAACUGGGAAGUCACAGUCCACAUUAAUUUGAUUUCAGUGAUUAGAGGAACGUACAUUGGUUUAGAUUACAUGAAAACAGAAAAUGGAGGCAACGGUGGGGCUAUUGUUAAUAUAUCAUCAUUGGCAGGACUUAUGCCUGUUCCAUCCCAACCAGUAUAUUGUGCAUCAAAGCACGGGGUUAUUGGAUUCACACGUUCAAUAGCUAUGGUCUCUAAAACAGGAAAGUAUGGUGUACGGAUAAAUACAAUCUGUCCUGGUUUUGUUAACACACCAAUUCUUCAAACAAUUGAAAAGGAAGAGAAUAUGGGCCAAUAUUUAAUAUACAAAGAAGAGCUCAAAGAUAUGAUGAAAUGCCAUGGUUUGUUGCCCCCAUCAUUAAUUGCUGAGGGACUGAUAAAAAUACUUGAAGAUGAUACAUUAAACGGAGAAGUCAUGAAGAUAACAACAAAGCAAGGGAUUCAUUUUCAUGAAUACAGUCCACUGCCAUUUCAGGCAAACAAGCAAUAAAUUCUAAUACAUUACCUCAGUUUCCUUUAAAGGAAAAUAUUACUUGCUUCCAAAAUGUAUGUUGGAAUAAAUGGUUAAGCAAAAAGUAAAUCUUAGUUACUGUUAGUUUACCUGGGUGUUUAAAAAUUGCUGUCAAUAUCCCUUAUGUGAAUGAU